GCUCAUGCGCGUCGGAUCACAGCUCGGCCCGGGCCCAGCUCACCCAACGGCUCGCACCAAACCCACCCCUCCCAGGCUCCCACCUCCUCCCGACGCCAACCGCCGCCCUCCACCGGAAUGCCGGGCUGACUGACGGCUGACGAGCCCGACCACGAGGAGGCGCCGCACGCCGCCGCUGCUCUUCUGCUCUGGGUGGGUGGACCCCGCGAGGCGGAGCGCGGAGCCAUGGCGAGCGACGUGCCCAUGAGCCCCGAGCUCGAGCAGGUGGACGGCGAGAUCCAGGACAUCUUCCGCGCCCUCCAGAAUGGGUUCCAGAAGAUGGACAAGAUCAAGGACUCCAACAGGCAGUCCAAGCAGCUGGAAGAUCUCACCGGGAAGAUGAGGGAGUGCAAGCGCUUAAUCAAAGAAUUUGAUCGCAUACUCAAAGAUGAGGAGAAAAAGAACCCUCCUGAUGUCAACAAGCAGCUAAAUGACAAGAAGCAGUUCAUGAUAAAAGAGUUGAAUUCCUAUGUCACCUUGAGGAAAACGUACCAAAGUAGCCUUGGUAAUAAGAGGAUUGAGUUAUUCGAUACUGGUAACGAUCAAGUGGCUGAGGACACACCAGCUCAAAUGGCAUCAGAAAUGUCAAAUCAAGAGCUCAUUAGCGCUGGAAGGAAACAAAUGGACCAAACUGACCAAGCUAUUGAGCGUUCAAAAAUGGUUGUAGCACAAACUGUUGAAGUUGGAGCUCAGACUGCUGCAAGUCUGGCACAGCAAACAGAACAAAUGAAGAGAAUCGGCAAUGAGCUUGACUCUGUUCACUUCUCCCUGAAGAAAGCUAGUCAAAUGGUGAAAGAGAUUGGUCGCCAGGUUGCAACUGACAAAUGCAUUAUGGCGUUCCUGUUUCUGAUUGUCUGUGGUGUUAUUGCAAUAAUUGUUGUUAAGAUUGUCAACCCGCACAACAAGAGCAUCAGAGACAUCCCGGGCCUGGCACCUCCUGCUAUGAACAGGAAGCUGCUCUCCAUCGACCCUUUGGGAGGACUUUGAGCGCUGCAGGGCAGGGGCAGCACGGUGCUCUUGUGACCCGCUCAUCCACAUAACACGAUGACACCAUUCUUUAUCGCUUGUAAAUUGUCUCGUUUCGGUGUUUACAUCGAUCCAUUCUUUCCCUAUUGGUGAGUAGUAGCUGUGUUCCUAGCGGCACUCGUGUUGUGUAUCGCUCGUGAUCCCCCCGGCUUUCUGGUUGUCUGUGCAUACACGGUAGUGAUGUGGGAUUGAAUGUGAGGUUUCAGGUUUUUCA
Panicum hallii is the source of this 1279-nucleotide messenger RNA. RefSeq names its product novel plant SNARE 13-like. The transcript is spliced from 10 exons. Lineage: Eukaryota; Viridiplantae; Streptophyta; Magnoliopsida; Poales; Poaceae. The record is from RefSeq and is a predicted model, not a curated record. Gene Ontology annotation, cellular component: late endosome membrane; ER to Golgi transport vesicle membrane; endoplasmic reticulum membrane. The coding region runs from base 226 to 1026 and encodes 266 amino acids. Gene Ontology annotation, molecular function: SNARE binding; SNAP receptor activity. Gene Ontology annotation, biological process: retrograde vesicle-mediated transport, Golgi to endoplasmic reticulum; vesicle fusion.